AGGCUGUUUUUCCAUCCUCUCUCUCUCUCUCUCUCUCCUUUUGUGUUUUUACUUUACCAUUUUUUUUUUUUCCUUUCUCUUUCUCUUUCUCUUUGAAAAUUCUUGCUUUCUUCUUGUUUGGGUUUCUUGGUCUGCAAUUAAGUUUUAGUGAAUAUGGCGGUUUCACGAACUAGCUCUUCAAGCUUGGAGUUGACCAUUUCUGUUCCAGGCUUCUCUCCAUCCCCUUCUCUUCCUUCCUCCGGGAGGAAUUUGGACAUAAACCAAGUACCAACAACAGGUGGUGAAGCAGAUCAUGAAGAAUGGAUGAGAGCGGGAAGCAUGGAAUUAGAAGAUGAAGAAAUCUGCAUUAUUAAUGGCUCCUCUGCUGCCUCUGGUGGACCUCCCCGCAAGAAACUCCGUCUGACCAAAGAACAAUCUCGUCUCCUCGAAGAGAGCUUUAGACAACAACACACCUUAAACCCUAAACAGAAAGAGGCUUUGGCGUUGCAGUUAAAGUUGAAGCCACGCCAAGUUGAAGUUUGGUUUCAGAACCGUAGAGCCAGGAGCAAGCUGAAACAGACAGAGAUGGAAUGCGAGUACUUAAAGAGAUGGUUUGGAUCGCUAAGUGAACAAAACAGGAGGCUGCAAAGGGAGGUGGAGGAGCUGAGGGCAAUGAAAGUGGGGCCGCCGACGGUGAUAUCGCCGCACAGCUGCGAGCCACUACCAGCGUCGACCCUCACGAUGUGCCCGCGUUGUGAACGUGUCACCACCACCGCCACCACCACCACCAUUGACAAGGGUCCUACCAAAAACACUGCCGCAACCUUGUCCUCUAAAGUGCCAACUCCUGCCCUUUAAUCCCGCCAUAUCUUAAUUAAUUCAUCUCUCUCUCUCUCUCUCUCUCUCUCUAUAUAUAUAUAUAUAUAUAUAAGUGUAAUGCUUUUAAGGAAAAAUGGACCCAAAAAAAAAAAUGGAAAAAACAAAAAAAAGUUGGAAUCAGAAAUGUUUAUAUUAGCAGUAAAUUAAUAUAUUCAACGUGUUUGGGUGAUUCUCAAAGUAA
Messenger RNA from Ziziphus jujuba (common jujube), 1039 nucleotides. Its product is annotated as homeobox-leucine zipper protein HOX3. Gene Ontology annotation, molecular function: sequence-specific DNA binding; DNA-binding transcription factor activity, RNA polymerase II-specific. Gene Ontology annotation, biological process: regulation of DNA-templated transcription. The coding region runs from base 154 to 837 and encodes 227 amino acids. The transcript has 4 exons. The record is from RefSeq and is a predicted model, not a curated record. Lineage: Eukaryota; Viridiplantae; Streptophyta; Magnoliopsida; Rosales; Rhamnaceae.